CAACAAAGUCAGUCUCUCGACGGACCGCGAUGAAGUUGCACGUUUUUCCGGUGAGGCCGCGUCGUUUUCGAUCCUACCAUCCGCGUCCGCGGGCAACAACACAAACGUUCGGCAUCACUUGCUCCGGUGAGCAGCAGAACAGAACAGAAGCAAUCCCUGAAGGGGGUAUCCCAAUCGAUUUCGAUUACCCAGUCACGCGGUGUGUCGGUGCAUCAAUCGCGGAAAAUUCGGAAGUAUCUCUACCGUCGUCGUCGUCAUCGUCGUCGCCGGUGCCGCUGCCGCAGCGGUCGUCGUUCGUCGUCGCGCGGGAGUUUCGCCGUCGCCCGUAGUUCAGUGUGCUGUUACCGGGAUAAGCGCCGCUUAGAGUGCUACUGUUUUGUUUUAUCGAAACUAAACCAUAUCUCAAGAAGUUUUUCAUUUUCCACCACUCUUCACAUAUCCCCGCACAACGGUAACUGCGGAGGAAAGCAAAUUGAGGAAAUCCCACAUAUCGAAAAAGUUAUCCACCGUAUGUGAAUGUGAGUGUGUUUGUUUUAUGCUACACUCAAGAAGGGACAAGCUUCUGUGUGUUGAUCGAACCGAGGAGACGAGUAACUUGUCUAAAGUUAAAGUUUUUCUUGGCCGCAGCCGGGAGUGAAAUUUUAAAGGGAAAUAAUCAUAUGCCAGGAAGCCAACCGGUAACGGGUGAAUAUUGACGGCAAAUUGGAAACAGUGUGUUGAGAAGCAUCCAAAGUGUGCCGCGGUUGCUCGAGUACUUAUCGGGAAAAUCAAGUGCUGCGAGACAAGCUGCCAAAGAGGAAAUUGAAACCGACCAAGAAAUACGAGCAUAUUUUACGGGAGGAAAUAUAAAACCAGCGCUUAUCGUUUAACCAGCUACGGUGUGCGAACACGCAGAGGCAAAAAAAGAAUCACAACUGUUUCCGCUUUCGUGUGGAAAUUUGAGAUUGCCGCCCAGUGAGUAGGUGGAACAGUUGGCAGUGUCCUGACCGUGGCUAGCGAGCGGCUGUGUGUAGGUACCAACGAUUACAGUUCCCGGCAACGGUCGGUACCGUCCAACGACGAUUAUUCGGGUCAAGGGGUGUGCUGUGCAUCUCGGUGACAUAAAGCAGAGACAGUGCAUUUACUAGAAAUGAAAGUUACUCGUAUAGCGCGGCGCUAAAUGCUCGCCGAACAAGCAUCCGUCAGUGUCGGUUUAAGUAGAACUGUGCCGGUACGUGACCUGCAUUGCGGAGUGUAAACAAACAGCAAACGGGCGAAUUAAGUUUGCAGCCAAAGUUUGGACCGGCCCGAAGUGGGAAUAUGAAUGACGUGACGUAUUAGCAGGAAUAACCCCGUUGAGCGUGUUGGCCGAAAGUUUAAAGCUAACGUGACGCGACACCCUGGGCAAUGCUUUCCCUCUGAGUGAUGCGGAAGAAUCCUUCGGAAGCCAGUAGCCAACAAACAUCCGCACUAGUAAGGCAAGCCCUAGAAAAAGGAAACCCAUCAUCACGUGUCCAGUAAACAGUGGCAAGCUGGAAUGCGCAAAAAAUUCUCUAACAAAAAAUUUCUAAGAAACGACUGCGACAAACCAAGCCCCAAACGUGCCCAAAACUUGGCAGUCGAGCUGAAGACCAGCCCCCAUCCCGAACGGUGUAAUUAGCAUAAUUAAAUAAAUCCCUGCCUAAAACUGCGUCGGUAUGCUGACCGUCCGACCCUGCCCCUUCUAGUAGAGCUGGUGACGGUGGUGAGGGAGACGUCAGAAACCCGAGACUGAUCCUCAGCCUGGACGAAUUUCUCAAGUGAACAAACAAAAGCGAAAAGCGAAAACUUCCCAACGCGGACUAACUGGAUGAAAAGCAAUCGUUAACAAGUUUCCUUUUCCUUCCGUUCUUGUGGUGCGUGGAGUGGGUGGGACUGAGUUUGUGCGGUUUCACCCGCCGCCGAAGGAAGUGAUUGAUUUUUCGGCCUUGCCAAUUUGACACGUGCAGUUACACCGGUGCGCAAUCAGUGGUGAACUCAACAUCCGGAAGCCGGGAGCCCGCAGAUUGCACAAGUCGCAGUCACGUGAUUCGUUAAAGUUUCGGUCGUAAAUCGUUCGCGUAAGUGUGCGUUCUCCGGGUGACGUUUAUGGAUCGUUAAAAGUCCUUCUUUAAAUAAAAUGAUGUGAGAGACGGGGUGCGGGGAAAAUCAAUACGUUCUGUGAUAUUGUUGGAGAAAUUUAUGAGUCUAACGAGAGCCGGGCGGAAGUCAAUUACGCGAAGAAAGAACAAAAGUAUUUUAUGUAUCCAAAAUUUAGCCAAGUUGGAGAAAGUUUUAUUAUUGUGUGCGACACGAUCAGUUAAACAAUCGAGUUAUUUAUAGUGAAAUUUGUGUUUGAUCGUUACACUAAUCGUUGGAAAUUUGUCACAAAUAAAAUCGAGGGCAAGUAAUCUUAAACCUAAAUAAAUAGUUCCCGUUAGAAGAUAUACAGUUUUCUGUCUAGUUUUUAUCGAAAAAAAAAUCCAGAAAUUCCAAGGCAAGCCCCACUGCGGACACAAUCAAGUGUGACUAGUUGCUGGUUACCCCGCAAACAGUUUAUUCGAAGAAAAGAGAAAGUGAACACGUUCAUUAAUCAGCCGAGCAAUACAAUGUUGCACCACCCCAUUCAAAAAAGAAACAAUAAGAAAAGGUGGUAAAGUAUAAACGAGCCGAAGAAAAAGUGUUAUUACUCUGGGACACGAAAGCCGUAAUCGGUUCGACUACCCUUCAGUGAAUUGAUGGGAAAAAAGUAAAAUUCUUGUUCCCUUCGCGUACCGCCGCCAACACAGACCGGAAGUGAAUUGAAAGUGAUUGAAUGUUUCGUCCCCAUACCGGCUCCCCCUCACAUAUGCGCCGCCCCUUUGCCGUUGGUGUGUCCUGUCGGUAUGCGCCGAGAGGAAGUUAGUGAAAAAUUGCCCUCCUCCCCAAGGUGAACGUGUCGCUUGAUUCGAUCUCAUCAAUUUCCGACGGUACCGUGAAAAAAAAAACAGUGAAAUAUAUUCAGUCGAGCCCCGUUCCGUUCCGUCCCGCCCCGCCUCAGCAGCAGGCGUGCGUCACGUGGAACGAAAAAUGAAGAAAAAUAUUGAAUUUAUGCUAUUUGCUUUAUCAAUCGAUGAAUAAUUGCGGAAUAAAUUUGCAGUAGCUGGUGUAAGAGCGGAAGCCGGGGGCGGUUCGACAAGGCUAACAAUUUGCCAUUCCGCUACAGUCAAUCCCGGUAAAAAGGUCUCCGGAUGAAAACCAAAUAUUGAAUAUUCGCAGUGCAAAUGUCAGAUUAAUCAAUUAAAGAACGAUUUUUUUAUGCGCGUUAAUUAAUGUGAACCAGUUGACCGAGUAGGAAUUAAUUACGCACACCAUCACCAGUAGCGACCGUCCGGGUAUAUCCGGUGCGGCUGAUGGAUGCCCCCCCCCCCCCCAGAUAGUUGGUAAUUUAUCAUACGUAAUCAAUCUGAUCCAUAUCGACGCGAGUGAGAAUAAAAGAGUGCGAACCCUUCAUAUCAAUUAAAAUCCUGUGCAAACAUAUACACACACACUCACUCACGACAUAUCGUGGCAUAGAAAAAUAAAAAAAGGAAAAAAGUUACAUCAUACACAAGCGUAAACAUGGCGAUGGUAGUCUCCGGCCGGGCCAAAGCGGUAAUCGCGGCCUUCGUGUGUUUCUUCCUACUGGGAAUCGUCCUGGUGACCGGCUCCACCAAGGGAUGGUUCGUUCCGGUGCGCUAUCAAAACGAGCGGGUCGCCGCCAGGAUACAGUCAAGUGGAGAUGACGACGAUUCGUUGUUCGAACCACCGAUGAUUUCACCACCCCCGCCAGACUACGGCUUCCGGCUGAAAGGUGAAAAGGGCGAACGAGGACUGAAGGGACCACCGGGCGACAGCAUACGAGGUCCCCCUGGACCACCGGGUCCACCCGGGCCACUUGGUCCACCAGGACCACCGGGUUCGAUCGGACCCAAGGGGCCCGGCUACUUCGACGAGGGUUCCGGCGACGAAGCGAAGAGAUUAUCUCAGCUGUAUGACGCUCUGCCCAAUCGGAAGCACUCGAACCAGUGCUUCUGCAACGUCACCCUGAUCCUGGAGGAGUUGAAAAUGGACAGCACCCUGCGCGAGUACCUUCGCGGUCCGGAGGGACCGCAAGGCCGCGAGGGUAAGACCGGAUCACCCGGAUUGACGGGUUCCACCGGACCAGCUGGAGAGCGUGGUUCGGCUGGACCCAAAGGCGACAAAGGAGACCGCGGAGAGAUGGGAACGCCCGGCACCGAGGGUAUCCAAGGUAGCAAAGGAGAAUCUGGUUUGGAUGGCCUGCCAGGUCCUCCGGGUUUGCCUGGACCCCCGGGACCGUCGGGUAUUCCUGAGAAUUACGAUAUUAAUUGGAAUCCAUCGCGGAUGUUUAAGGAAUCGAUGCUGGGCUCACCGAUUCAAGGGCUGCGAAGUGCCUCGCCGGGUACCAAGGGUGAUAUCGGCGACAAAGGCGACAUCGGGUUGCCCGGGCAGAAAGGCGAACAGGGCAGCAAGGGGGGUCGGGGCGACCCUGGCCUCACCGGUGCCAAGGGAGAACGGGGUCACACAUCGAUCGGAGCACCAGGUCCCAAAGGCGCCGUCGGACCACCAGGGGUACCCGGUCUACCCGGACAAACUGGAGCAACUGGUUCCAAGGGCGAGAAAGGAAACACCGGAGACCUUGGACCUCCGGGGCCAGCUGGGCCACCCGGAAUGAUUGUAUAUUCCGAUGCUAAAAAUUCAACUUCCGAUUGUCACUGCCAACCAGGACCACCGGGUCCACCAGGUCUUCGAGGACAACCGGGUUUCGAUGGAGUUCCUGGAGUGCCAGGUGAAACUGGACUACCUGGACAUCCAGGACUACCAGGGGAUAAGGGCGACAGAGGCAGCCCCGGCAUGAAAGGCGAAAAGGGACCGGAGUUUAUCAUCAAUGAAAACGCUUCGUUCAACUCAACCAGGUCCAACAAAGGCGAGAAAGGCGAACGAGGGCCCCGUGGGCGCCGAGGCAAACAGGGACCCGUUGGACCUCCGGGUAAACCGGCCGGUCCGAACGAUAUGGGUAUUAACUCGUGGCCGGGACGACCCGGACUUAAGGGUGACCAUGGACCGAAAGGAGAUCGAGGCGACAGUAUAGUCGGGCCCAAAGGAGAAAAGGGUGACCGUGGAAUGGACGGACGCGAUGGUCUGCCAGGACCACCGGGACUGCCGGCAGCAUCCGGCGAAGGAGUUCAGUACAUUCCAAUGCCUGGACCACCGGGACCACCUGGUCCGCCGGGUUUAUCCAUCGUCGGACAGAAGGGUGAAUCGGGGAUGGAUUCCCGCAGCCCGUUCUUCGGUGACCCGAACUAUCUUGGACGACCAGGAGGUCGCUCAAGCUUAGAUGAACUAAAAGCACUUAGAGAACUAAAGCACCACAAGGAGAUACAAGAUAGUACGCCUGGACCUCCUGGACCACCGGGACCGCCAGGCACACCAGGACGAAUACUUCACGACAACAGCGACGAAAUCCCCAAUAGCUAUGGUACCAACGUGCGAAUCGUGCCGGGGGCGGUUACUUUCCAAAACACCGAAGCCAUGUCCAAGAUGUCCGCUACGAGUCCCGUCGGAACGCUAGCCUACAUAAUUGACGAGGAAGCACUGCUGGUGCGAGUGAAUAAAGGAUGGCAAUAUAUUGCGCUCGGCACACUGGUCCCGAUUGCAACCCCGGCCCCGCCUACAACCACCGUGAUACCACCGCCUCGUCCAGAUCUACAAGCGUCUAAUCUGAUAAACAACAUCCCACAGCCGGUCGAGGGACCGUCGUUCACAGCAUCCCCGGAAUAUGAAUCGUGGUAUCCCAAGAUGUUGCGAAUGGCGGCACUUAACGAACCGUACACGGGCGAUUUGCAGGGCAUCCGAGGAGCAGAUUUCGCAUGCUACCGGCAAGCACGGCGGGCCGGUCUCCUGGGGACGUUCCGGGCGUUCCUUUCAGCGAGAAUUCAAAACCUAGACGCUAUCGUGCGGAUAGCAGAUCGUGAACUUCCAGUAGUGAACACCCGGGGAGAUGUGCUGUUCAAUUCAUGGAAUGGCAUCUUCAAUGGCCAGGGUGGCUUCUUCUCGCAAGCCCCGCGAAUAUACAGCUUCAGUGGGAAGAACGUCCUCACCGAUAUAGCUUGGCCCCAGAAGCUGGUGUGGCACGGUUCCAGUACGCUCGGUGAGCGAGCGAUGGACACGUACUGCGAUGCCUGGCAUUCCGGAUCACCGGACAAGGUCGGGCUGGCGAGCAGUCUGCUCGGCAAUAAAUUACUCGAUCAGGAGCGGUAUUCCUGUGAUAAUCGGUUCGUGGUACUGUGCGUCGAGGCCCUGUCCCAGGACCGAAGGCGGAAACGGGACGUCAGUAGUAUGUACGAGUUCACCAAUGAAAACGACUACAGUCGCCAUCUGAACGAGGUGUUGCAGCUGUAAAAGCUGUAAAGGAACGUACACGGUCUCCUUUGUAAAUCUCAACAGUUACCUUCCAUCGUGUCACCGACUUCAAAGCCCGGCAUCACAAAGCGAAACUGAAGAAACAAAAUAAAAAAAAAAAACAAUAACAUCACUCAGACGUCACGUUAAGCAAAAAAUGGCUGCCAAAGUAGACAAGAACUAGACAACUCUCUGUUGAGAAAUAACUAAAAUUUGUUUUUAUUUUGCAAUGCGUGUAUCUCGGCCUCCGUCGAUGCAAAAGAAAAUCGCUUGGCAACGUCACUAACAGCUCUGAAGACCCCUUCCAUCCAUGAUACUCUAGAAGAAUGUACAAUAGUCCAGAACUGUCAAGUUUAUAGCUCUCUCGUGUGUUCUUCUGUCAGGAUAAAAAGUUAGGAUAAUUUGUUCGUGAGAUUUUUAACGAAGAACAAAGCAUUUUUUUAUCUGUUUAGCCUACUAAAACAAAGCCACAGAACACCACAGAGAAUAGGAUUUAUUGAUUUUGAUUGAACUGGCAUCUGAUCAGCUAGAUACAGCAAUAGAACAUUGCAUGAAAAUUUAUAACCUCACUUUUCUGACAGUUCAGAGAGCUUGUUUACAUGGAUUUCGAAAAUUUUUGAUUCUACCUAGUACAAGAAACUUGGUUCGAAUUCUAAAACCAUGUAAACAAGCUCGUUGGACUGUCAUUUUGUCGAGUUUUUACGCAUAUGACGUUAUCUUGCAAUGUCUCAUUGUGUAGCAUUGUUAUACCACACUAUGAGGGAAUUCUUUCAAAAAUAUCGAGCUACCUAUUUUCCCCAAAACACUAGUUCUCGACAAACAUAUGAUUACGGCUUAAAAGCCAACUGUCAAAAUUCUCUUUGAAAGAAAAUUCCGGACAAACCGUUACUCACCAAUCACAGAUGUUGGUAGUAAACAAAAGUGAAAAGUUUUCUCUUUCAUUAACUGAUGUGAACUGUGUUGCGCCAGUAACGGUUUUCCAGAAUUUCCUUUCAAAGAUAAUUUUGCGUUGGCUUUUAAGCCGUAAUCAUAUGUUUGUCGAGAGUUUCACCUUUUAGACAUAGUCCCAGACGUUAAUUUGCUAGUGAGUUAUCCCUCAAGUUUAGCAAGAGCUUUUCACUAGAGUUAUAUCCCCCGCAUACUUGACAAUGCGACCAUUGUCCCAACUAAAAACAUAUUUAAAAUGACCAUUAGAGCAGUAUUUUAUACUAAUUUGUUCGCAUGAUUGAAAUUCUCUGUGGUGGUACCUUGUGGAAAGUGCAUUAUUAUGUAUGAUUCACAAAUAAGAGAGCAUGCUUUGGUAAAAGAACUGUACAAAUGUGUCAUAUUAAAUGCAAUAAAACAUUGGAUCGACAUUGGAGGCAGGAAUAAUAAAUCAAUUAAGAGUGCUUAUAGUCGGAUUGCAUUUUCCAUGUUCACGCGCUGUAGAUAUUAUUGAACCCUCUCUCUCGUAUCUGACCCUGUCAAAAAUUCUUCAUUGUUACAGUCAAAAGUUUUCCUCCGUAUAUCCUUCUAAGAAUAUUGCAAAAUCAAACAAAAAUUAAAUCAAAGUCCUACAUCCCUUACCCUUCUUCAUCCGUGGACACCUUUCCUUUUUCAAUAGCUGAAAACUAUUUGCGACGCAAAUCCGUAUUGUUGUUGCAAAAAGGAAACAACACGUUCAAGCGAUCACGUAUAACAUACGCAAAAGGGAAAGAAUUCAAUAUUUAAAUCCGUAAUCGCGAGAAUAUUAGUAAAUACAGAUAUCAGACAGACUUUUGAGAUUUUCAAAACAACAAAGAAAACGCAGCGUUGUGAAUUAUAGCUACAUAUGGCGCCCCCAAAACAUACCAAAAGUCCGACAAGUAUUCAUAGCAUUUUUUUUAGUCAUUGAUAGAUUUUGUUCGAGUCAAACUAGAAAAUAAAUCAUCAUAUAAUGAAUGGUGAAAGCGAACAAUAAUACGCCUAUUGCCGUUUGAUUGUACAUUUCUGUUAGGUCGUACGAUGAAUUCAUUGCUGAUAUGUUCCGAAGAAUUUAGCAGUCUUCUGUUGCUGAACAAAUCUUUGCUAACUUAUAAAAAUGUCAUCAUCCCACAGUUACGAAUGGAACAAGAUAUACAAUGAAACUACAAUAACACGUAAUCCAUUAAUUUUAAUUUUCCUGAAAUCAGACGUCGGAAAAAUUGUUAAGUGAAAAUGAACGAAGCAGUCAUUUUUGUAUCGCCCUAAGUCAAUACAAAAAUAAAAACUAAACUAGUUGUAAUUAUAAGCUAAUUGUAUGAAUUGCAAGAAAAAUACAAAAAAUUCUUUUAAGCAUCAACUUUGUCGGUAGGUUAUUUAAAGAGAGAAUUUUAUCAUUGAUUCAUUUUAAACUAUUUUUUCGUUUGUUCAUCCUGUGUAACGGUGAUGACAAGAGUCGUUUUGAAGCAAAAAAGAAGCGAAAUGGGAAGCUGCUCUGUAGUGUUAAUGAGAAGAACUAUUAAGAAUCAUCGUUUUUUGUAAAUAAAAAAAUUUAAACCAA
Molecule: messenger RNA, 8938 nt
Organism: Topomyia yanbarensis
Lineage: Eukaryota; Metazoa; Arthropoda; Insecta; Diptera; Culicidae
Gene: Mp
Product: collagen alpha-1(XVIII) chain
Exons: 24
Coding region: 3598-6438 (946 amino acids)
Source: RefSeq, a predicted model, not a curated record